This is a messenger RNA of Lathyrus oleraceus (garden pea), 2228 nucleotides long. RefSeq lists its product as uncharacterized. The record is from RefSeq and is a predicted model, not a curated record. The transcript has 5 exons. NCBI's taxonomy places the organism in Eukaryota, Viridiplantae, Streptophyta, Magnoliopsida, Fabales, Fabaceae. Bases 149 to 1462 code for a protein of 437 amino acids.
AAAAACCAAUACUGUUUCUUCGCCGUUGAGAUUUGAACAAAAGGAACAAAGCUGCAAAACCCUAAACCCUCUCUCUCUCUCUCUCUCUCUCCUCACAUGAAAGCUGGAGUUGCAGAAAAUCUCAUCGAAGAACAGCGUAAUCGUCAAUAUGAGAAAGAAGCUUCUCAUCUCAUGCUCCUCCCUCCGCUCAAUUCUCAACGUCACUCCCAAAUCCGAUCACUUGUCCCUUGAGGUUUGUGAUUCUGUUGGAUCAUCAAAGUUUCAGUGGCGUGGAUGGUCACAUGCUGCUGCUUGUGUUCCUUCAGAAACUUCAGAUACCCGCUGGAAAAGAGGACAGAGGGUUCCAAAACAUGAACGGAGAGCUAUGGUGGAGUCUUUUGUGAAUAAGUAUCAAUCAGAGAAUGCUGGAAAACUCCCAGCAAUAAAACAUACCCAGAAAGAAGUUGGUGGCAGUUAUUAUGUUAUUCGGGAAAUCAUUCAGGAACUAGAAUACAAAUCCAAAAUGAAACCUUUAAACAACAUUGGUGAGAUACCAGUGGCAAAGCUAUUUGAUGAAAGUAAACUUAAAACCGCUGAAUCUGUUAGUGUUUCAUCUGGUGAUAUUAAGACUGUCAAAGAUGGUCCAAUCCAAGGUCGUGUUCAACCGGUACUUGUACAUGUUACCCUUGCACCUGAGUUUCUUGAAGGAAAGGAGGGAGGUCCACAGAUUUCCUCUUGGGAGGCAAGGUUGUGUAAUGAAGUUGAAGUCAUCUCCACACCAGAUGAUCAUUGCACCACAUCUGACAGCAAUAUUUCGGAAAAACAUUUUAAGGACUUCUCGAGUCCCCAGAUGCCAAAUGAUGUCAAGACUGAGGAAGCUGUCUCUAGUUUUUCUGAUUCUGUUGCACUAGAAAGUCAGUCGUUACAAUUGGAAGCAGAACAUUUUAGUAGGGGCCAUGAAUCUGAAUUUAUUGACAUGGAAAAUCAUAAAAAAAUGGAGGAACAAUCCAUUAGGAAAGCAAGUUAUGAGAGAAAGGAGCAACAUGCUUUGGAAGACAUGUAUGGUGAAGCUUCCCAUUCUAGUCCUCAGGUGCCAAAUGAUGUCAAGAGUGAUGAAACUGUAUCUGGUUGCCCUUCUGAUUAUGUUGCACCUGCAAGACACCAGCUGAAAGAAGAAAUAGAACAGGUUUUUGCUCCGAUAAUUGAAAAAUCUGGCAGUAGUAGCAACAAAGAUCAAAUCCAUGAUUCUAUGUUUGGAGAUAUAAAAAAUCAUUCAACAAAUGAAAUUAAGAGUCUCGAGAAAGCAGAACUUGAGAGAAAAGUGCAAGAUGGUGCACAAGACAAUCCUGGUAGGGAUAGUCCCAAAAUUGAUAGCUCUAACAAGAGGGAGAGCAGCAGUGCAGUUGCUUCAGACAAAUCAAAUUUGUGGGGAAAUCUGAAGUCAUUUGCAGAUGGCAUCUUAAAUAUCUGGAGAAAGUUAUGAAUCUGCGUGAACUUAUAUGGUGCAGCUUAGCUUGCAGGGAGUUCGGUAUUUUUGCACAACUUUGACUGUAUGUGUAUGGUUCAAAAGAUACGCAACUCUUUUCAAAUGGAGCACAUUUGCAAGAGUUUAUAGUUCUACUAUUCGAUUGCCCCCAUUUAGGGUAAAGUCAAAAGCACUUUGAUUCCCAAUAGAGUAAUUAGCCUCCCAUUGUAAAUGAUUUGUGAACAGUAGAAAAGGAAAUGCAUGAUAUUACAAUUAAAAUUUAGAUCUCGUAAUCAAAUUGUGUUCAUGGAUGACUUUUGUUUACAUGAGUCUGAGCAGAUGAGAAAGAAGGCGUGAAGGUUGCAAAGCAGCCAAGGUUAGUCCUUAGAAAUUACAUCUAUUCACGACUUUGUAUUUUGGAGAGCAUUCAAAGAAUAUUCAACUCACUGAUUUUCAAGGAAUGAUUUUUGUCCCAUGGUCAUGAAGACUCCUAAAGAGGAACCAAAGAUAGUUUUUUGAAAUAUAUAUUUUUUAACUUCCACAUUAAGUAUAAUGAUUGCUUAUCAUCCUAUACUUAUAUUCUAUGCAAACUUGUAAAGCAUGAGCACUAUUUUCUGUGGUUAGAAACUACUGUUACUUUUGGGGCUAAAUCACAAGUCAACAUAGAUGAUGAUGUGGUAUACUACUUAUAUUGCUCACUUUGUACAUUCACAUUAGAAACUUUGAUGUAAUUGGCCUCCCAUCUGCAGUCUCUGAAAUAUUUUCAAACAUUGCCAGAUUAGAA